CCAAGAUUUCUCGUUUAUUUAACUCCUUACUUUCCUUAUUGAAAGAGCUAACAGAAUAUUUUAUAUAUUUUUCUUUAUCGAUUCCCAGGAAAAAAAUUUUUCUACUUGGUUCCCAAAAGAUGAAUGAAACAAGAUUUUCUCAUUCCUAUUUUCCACAGCACUUUGCCAACCGAAGUGAAGAAAGUAAAUGGCAAAAAAGUAAAGAAAAUGAUAUAUAUGAGCUUGAACGCGCUUUAUUUCCUAUGGAGCUUCUAUGUCAAUCUUCUCAUCAAGAAAGUAAUUUUCAAGAGACAAAGGGAAUAUCUCUCAUGGAACCUGGUAGUUUUGAAGAGACAGUUCAUAAAGAUAGAACUAAGAAAAGCAUUCCGUCCAUUUAUGAUAAACCUUACACACAACAAAAUAAAGAGAUUCAGGCCCAGAGCUUCAGUUUACCUAUCACCAGCGAAACUGCCAGAAAUAACGAGAUUAAAUGUAAAAGAACUAAAAGCGGUAGCAAAGAUGAGGUCAGAGAAUAUGAUGAUAUUUUAAGGGAUAACUCGUGCCCUAACAGAGCAAGAAUUGAGUCUAUACAAGCAUCUAUGGGGAAAUUAUGCAGAAUCGGUGUCGUGGGAAGCGAUGAAAGGACAAAAUGGGUAUCAUGCCGAUUUGUACAGCCAUGCUAUAGAAUUGGAAGAGAUUGUACUGAGAUACCUUUGCAUAAUGUGUCAGAGGGUCAUGAAUGUUGCAACAAUUCAUCCAUGGUAAUCGAAAUUAUUGCGAGUGAAUCCAACCGUCACCAACUUGCAGAAUCUGUUAAUCAAGGGCCCUGUGAAGUAUCAAGUCUUACCGAGUGUAUGAGGGUAAAAAUGGGUUAUGGACCAGAUCUUUACGAUGUUCGAAAUUUUGGCUUUAACCAUAUCAUACUUAUUGGGAAGCGAGAAUAUGGAAUAAUGUUUUUAGAUUGCUAUGGUCGAGUUUUUGAGUUAGACAGGAUGUCUGAUGCACUGUGGCCACUUGGGAAUUCUUUGGAAGAGGCGGCAACAAAACCCUGGACUGGCGAGGUGGCAUGGGAUGUUGAUGAAGAUGGGGUUGUUUUUGAAUGGGAGUAUUAUACUGAAGCUGAACGUACUACACAUGAUUUUAAACGUGCGGAUGAUAAGAAACCCUGGAAACUUGAGGGAGUCUAUAAAGAAAUCCCGGACAAGAACAAAAGUAAAAAAAAGAAAAGCAAGAAAAGCAAGAAAAGCAAGAAAAACAAGAAAAACAGCACGAUUUUUUAAUUUUAUAAACUUCUAUAAUCACAAUUUUACAUAUUUUUCUUUAUUAUUAGCUCUUACAGAUUUUUAUGUAAAAUACAUCUUUUUCACUUUACCUUUAACCCUACGCAAUAUCACUUUUAGUAUUUACUUUACA
Rhizophagus irregularis DAOM 181602=DAOM 197198 is the source of this 1392-nucleotide messenger RNA. RefSeq lists its product as uncharacterized. The record is from RefSeq and is a predicted model, not a curated record. NCBI's taxonomy places the organism in Eukaryota, Fungi, Glomeromycota, Glomeromycetes, Glomerales, Glomeraceae.